Rotaria socialis is the source of this 2472-nucleotide messenger RNA. The record is from the annotation of a GenBank genome assembly. NCBI's taxonomy places the organism in Eukaryota, Metazoa, Rotifera, Eurotatoria, Philodinida, Philodinidae.
AUGCCCGCUCCAUCACGACGAAAACGAAAUAGUUCAAGUGAAUCAAGUAAUGGUUUAUCAUCAUCAUCAUCAUCGUCAGAUGAUGAAGAGAUUUCAUCAACAAAAUUAGGAAAAUCAACAAUGAAUAGAAUCAACGAAUUAACACUUAAAGAUGAUGAAGAUACUAUUAGUUUUCAAGCGCCACUACCUGAAUAUUAUGAAGAGCCAGGAGAAUCAGAUGAUGACCGAAGAAUUUUAUCAAGAGUUCUCGAAUCAUCGGCAUCAGGUGUAAUUAAUAAUGAUAAAAAACACAUAGAAAAAAAGAAACGAAAAAGACUCUAUUUUAUUUGUGUAUCUAUGUGUAAAUAUGAAUGUGUACGACGAGCAGCAAAACGUCUUAAUUUUCGUGAAGUUUCGGAUGAAGAUGACUGGAAUGUUUAUUGGACUGACACAAGUGUUGGAAUUGAAAGAGUGGCACAAAUGAAAAAAUGGCAGAAAAUAAAUCAUUUUCCUGGUAUGAGUGAAAUAUGUCGAAAAGAUUCUUUAACAAGAAAUAUGUCAAGGAUGUAUAAAACCUUUCCAAAAGAAUACGGCUUUUACCCCAGAGCUUGGUGUCUUCCAGCUGAUUAUAGUGAUUUUUCUAAAUAUUGUGCCGAGAAAAAAGGCAAAACAUUUAUUUCUAAACCCGAUGUUGGUUGUCAAGGGCGAGGAAUAUUUUUAACAAAAAAUCCUGGAAGAGAUAUUAAGCCAACUGACAAUUUUGUUGUUCAAGUAUACGUGAAUCGGCCAUUUUUAAUCGAUGGUUAUAAAUUUGAUUUACGUGUAUAUGUUGCUGUAACAUCGUGUGAUCCAUUUCGAGUAUUUGUCUAUAAAGAUGGCCUCGCUCGUUUCACAACUCAACACUACGAAGAACCAUCAACUAACAAUUGUAAAGAUAUCUUUAUGCAUUUAACAAAUUACGCUAUUCAAAAGCGUUCAGACGAUUUUAUCCGCGAUGAGGAUACCGGUACUAAACGUCGAAUAACAACAAUCAAUCGUUGGUUAAUUGAACAUGGCUAUGAUAUAGCUAAAUUAUGGACAGAAAUUGAUGAUGUUAUUAUAAAAGUUCUUAUAUCAGCGCAUCCUAUUCUUAAACAUAAUUACCGUGCUUGUUUUCCAAAUCAUUAUCGUGGUAGUGCUUGUUUUGAAAUUCUUGGUUUUGAUAUAUUAAUUGAUCGAAAGCUCAAACCAUAUGUUCUCGAGGUAAAUCAUUCUCCAAGUUUCACAACAGACUCUAAAUUAGAUCGUGAAAUAAAAGAUGCACUUAUAUAUGAUACUCUACUUUUGAUGAAUAUGCCAGCUGCAGAUAAGCGACGAUUCAUAGAAGAAGAAAAGAAACGUGUCAAAGACAGAUUAUUUCAGCGAAUAAAUAAAAAAGAUAAAUAUCGUGAAGAACAAGAAGAUCUAGCUCAACGAUGGCAAAAAGAAAUUGAAAAAUGGGAAGACGAUCAUAUUGGAAAUUAUAGGAGAAUUUAUCCAACACCUGAAGCAAUACCAAAAUAUGAGAAAUAUUUUACACAAUCAGGUACACUUUAUUCAGAAACAGCAGCUUCAAAAGCAAGAAUUGAACAAGCAAAAGUCCAAAUGGAUGAACUACAAAAAAAACAAGAUAAAUUAAAUGCAUUUAAAAGUGGAAAAUCAUCUUCGAACACAACAACAAAUAAUUCAAAAGAAUUCUACGGUGAAAGUUCAACAAAACGAUCUUUACCCAUUAUUAAAUCAUCUAGAAGUUCAUCAUUUAAUCGAACACCUUUAAAACGUCUUACAAAUAAUGCUCAUAUGUCGACUCCAACAACUCAACUUUGUACUGAUCCAACAAAACCUAUUGAAAUUGAUGAAACUGAAGAGUUAGAACGAAUGUUAUCACUUAAACAUCGAGAAACACUUAUUCGAGGAAUGGGUAUUGUUGAUAUGUGUCAUCGAAUGCUAUUUGGUACACCCGGCACAAUGGCUAACUUGCAAUUGAAAAGUAAUGGAAUUACACAAUUACAAGGACAAUGCCAAAGCACAACGAAUAUUGAUGUAAAUGAUCUAUCACAAAAUCUUUCUCUUCUUCAAUAUGUUGGUUCAAAACUACCUCAUGGCCAUUUAAAUCGGUAUCAUUCAAAUAAUACUGCAUCAGCUCAAGCACUUCAACAAUAUUUUAGCAACCAACAACAUCAAUCACAACCAAAACAUGAAGUUCGUCCUACACGAACUGUUCAAAUAUUUGAUGAAAAAUUUGGCAAUAUGGUUCCGUCUCAAAAUGGAUCAAGAAAUGGUCGUUAUCAACAAAUUAUACGUUCGCCAGAUCCACAAAGUCGUUUUUUUGUUCAAACAAAUGUCAUGCCACAAAUCUCAGCUAAUAUUUUGCCUAAUACAAAUAUGAUUACAAAUAAUUCAUCCUUUGAUUUAUCAAUAAGAACUAAAAGUGCGACCGGCAUGACACGACAACGCACAGGUCUGUUAGGUUAA